Molecule: messenger RNA, 607 nt
Organism: Gymnodraco acuticeps
Lineage: Eukaryota; Metazoa; Chordata; Actinopteri; Perciformes; Bathydraconidae
Product: solute carrier family 22 member 6-like
Exons: 5
Source: RefSeq, a predicted model, not a curated record
GGAGGGAACUGACACUGAGAUCCAGAAACUCCACAUAUUAUUUAUAUUUAUAUUUGUCAUCAGUAUAUAAAGUAUUAUUUGAAGACGUAGAGAGGAAGAGGAGGAUGGGAUUUGCUGAGCUGCUGGAGGAGGCUGGGGGCUUUGGCAGAUAUCAAUGGCUCCAUGUGACUCUCAUCAGUUUACCUGGUCUGAUGAUGGCCAGUCAGAACCUGCUGAACAACUUUGUCUCAGGAAGUCCCGCCCACCACUGCAGCCUACCGACCAAUCACAGCAGCCGAUACAACCUAUCCCACUACCAGGUAGAUGAGGAGCAGCUUCUGAGGGCCUUCAUCCCGAUGGACUCUUCGGGAAGUAGACUGGACCGCUGCAGGAGGUUUGUGGAGCCUCAGUGGCAGCUGUUAGCGGCUAACAGUUCAGCUAACGUUAGCCAGAUCCCAACCGAGGGAUGUUUGGACGGAUGGACCUACGACCGCUCAGAGUUUCUCUCCACCACUGUGUCCGAGUGGGACCUGGUCUGUGGUCUCCGGCCUCUCAAACAGAUGAUCCAGACCAUCUAUAUGGGGGGCGUUCUGACAGGAGCCAUUGUGUACGGAGGGCUGUCAGACAG